ACCGUGUGACAAGCAACAAGGAAAGUGAAGUUAAGAAAAACAAAAACAAACAAACAUUGCUAAGGCAUUUGAAUAACGGACAAUCAUUCAAGCAAAGUGAGCAAAAUGACGAAGAGAACACCAGCGAAAACAUCCGCCAAGGCGGAAGAAUCAAGUGUCACCGAAGAAAUUGACUCGCUAAUGCAUAACCGUGGAACGGCUUUGCGGGUAAUCAGCAGAAUUAAAGAUACAAUCACGGUUGCGAGAAUGGAGCAAACAGAGUUAACACUAGCGCAAAUCAAGGUGUAUAAAAGCAACGCAGAAAAUGCUCACAGCAACUUCAUGAAAUGGCAUCAGGAAAUAAUUACCAAACUCCCAUCCGACAAACGGCAAGAGCAGGACCAACAGCACAUCUCGUUUUGCGAUCUAUAUGAUGAAGUGGCCAUCCAUCUGCAAACAUGUAUGGAGAACAUAAAUGCAUUCACCGCACCGCAGCUUCACAAUAUCCAACAGCCGGUCGUAGUUCAACAACCACUCCCUCGGGUCGUACCAACUUUCGAUGGACAGUUCGAAAAUUGGGAAAAAUUCAAGGUUAUGUUCAAAGACAUAAUCGAUAGAAGCAAUGAGUUACCACGCAUCAAACUCUACCAUCUAGAGAAGGCACUCAUUGGAGAUGCAGCCGGACUGAUCGAUGCAAAAACGAUCAGUGACGGUAAUUAUGAGUAUGCUUGGAAAAUUUUGGAGGAGCGAUAUGCGGACAAGCGGCGGCUGAUUGAUCGACAUCUUGAAGGCAUUCUAGAAGUAAAGCGCAUGGUGAACGAGAACCACAUCGAACUUCAAGGAAUAAUAGAAAAAUUCGACUCCCAUAUUGAAAAUUUAAAACACUUGGGGCAAGAACUCACUGGAGUGUCGGAAAGCCUUGUUGUAUUUCUCAUUUCACGCGCUCUGGACGGUAAUACACGAAAGCUGUGGGAAUCGACGAUGAAAAAAGGUGAGUUGCCCACAUAUCAUCGAACAAUUAUCUUUCUCAAGGAACACGCUUCGGUUCUUGAGAGAUGCCGGAAAUCUACUACGCAUUCCGAACCUCAACGUGCUACUGUGAAAUCAUCAUCAUUAAGAGCAAAUGCAGCAACGUCAACAUUGCCAACAAAUAGUUGUGAGUUCUGUAGCAGCAAGCAUUAUUCGUUCCAGUGCCCAGAAUUUAAUGGGCUUCCGGUGAAGCAGCGUCAUGAAAAAGUAAAACAGCAAAACGUGUGCUUCAAUUGUUUGCGAAGCGGACAUCGGGCAACUAAUUGCCCAUCUAAGAAGACUUGUUCGAAAUGUCAACGGAAACACCAUACAUUACUACAUCAGGAAGGACACAUCACAACCUUCGAGACUCCCCAGGACAACACUCCAGUCAACGCUUCUCAUUCCAGAGUUCCAGUAAAACCACAGCUUCAGACAAGUCAGGUGUUAUUACUGACUGCUCUAGUCGACAUCAUUGAUCGUGACGAACAUCCUCAUCAAUGCAGAGCCCUUAUCGAUAGCGGUUCACAGGUCAUAACCAAAUCCAUGGCUACAGAUUUAAACAUUCAGGUAGAAGAAGUGAAUAUUCCUAUUUCGGGUAUUGGUAGCACAAGAACCACUCUCAAGGAGAAAGCAAUUGUGCAAGAAUUGAUCUCGCUGAUCCUCUUUUCCAUCAAUCUGGCCCAAUCGACUUAUUAA
Molecule: messenger RNA, 1686 nt
Organism: Toxorhynchites rutilus septentrionalis
Lineage: Eukaryota; Metazoa; Arthropoda; Insecta; Diptera; Culicidae
Exons: 3
Coding region: 106-1686 (526 amino acids)
Molecular function (GO): zinc ion binding; nucleic acid binding
Source: RefSeq, a predicted model, not a curated record